AUGGACUUUGCCGACGAUAUAGCUUAUGCAGUUCACGAUGUCGAAGACUUCUACCGGACAGGUUUGAUACCUCUGGACAAAUUGGUGAGAGAUAGAGAUGAAGUGGACAAGUUCUUGGACGGCAGCUUCGCAAAUUUGGAAGGCAACUAUACACCCGCACCAUUCGACAAGAAAGAAUGCAAGGCCGCCUUCACUGAUAUCUUGGAAUUUGCUCCCAUCAAUGACCCCUAUUCAGGCACCGGCGACCAGCGUGCGAGACUGAGGUCUUUUACCGCCGGACUUAUCGGUAGAUACGUCAACGCAAUACAACUGCAUGUGCCGGAAGAAUCCAACAGGCGUCGAGUUGAAAUAGUACCAUUAGUUGAAAUGGAGUUGUUCGUAUUCAAACAGUUGACUUGGUUCUAUGUAAUCAACAACAGCGCGUUGGCCGCUCAGCAGUAUGGGCAACGGAGAAUAGUAAGGGAGCUGUUCCAGAUAUUCAACGAUGCGGCAGAAAGCAAGUCACUGGAUAUUUUCCCCGCCGGCUCAAAAAGCCGGAUGGAAGAAUUGACUCGAGACGGCCAAUGCAAUUCCCCUGACGCGCGCGUCCGAGUGGUAGUGGACUUAAUCGCAGGUAUGACGGAGCAUCAAGCCGUCUCUAUGUACCAGAGGCUUACAGGAGUUUGGCUCGGCACGGUAAUGGAUACGAUUGUCAGGUGA
Geodia barretti is the source of this 699-nucleotide messenger RNA. Lineage: Eukaryota; Metazoa; Porifera; Demospongiae; Tetractinellida; Geodiidae. The record is from the annotation of a GenBank genome assembly.